AUGAUUCCUGGGUGGAAUGCAGCAGGUUACAUUCUGUCACCAUACCGUACCGUAUCUCUGCGACCCUCCUCCAUCCUGCAUCGCGACGUCGACCAGCCUCAAAGCACGGCCAGACCUGUGCAAUGCAUCUUUCAUCCAUUAUUCCAGGCUAUCCAUCUCGUCGAACUCGAUGAGGUGAUCGCGAUGGUCGUCACCUCGCGGUCGUCGCUGCGAUCCUCGGUGCGACCCCGGCAGCCCGCUGAAAAGAAGACCAAGAACACCCGUGCCAGACAGCACGCCAGCAGCCAGCCUGUCGACGACGACAGCGACCACGACGUCCUCUCCCAUCCAGAACCUAUCUCCGAAAGCAAGACGCUGUCCAAUGUCGCCCAUCCGCAGGAAAACCUCCGCAAGCGGCCUCGUGCCUCCCCGCCGUCGCCCACGCGUUCGCGCCGCCUGCGGGCCCCCUUGGCCGUCCACCAGCCUGCGUACGACGACGACGACAUCGCUGACGACCAUCUCGACCAUGGCCAUCGUCCCGUGAAAAAGCCUCGCCACUCUCACUCGCCUGACCCCCUCAACACCAUCGAUGGCCCCGACCAUCACGACUCGUCGCGGAGACCCAACACCUUCUCCUCCCCUACGCCCGUCGCAGCAGUCUCGUCCUCGUCCAAACGACGGUCUGCCCGCACGGGCCAAUCCCGCCCCGUCGUCAUCGUGAACGACGGGGAAUCUCACGGGGUGACUGCGUCGACCGGUCCUGAAGCUCAGGGAAAUAGUACUCAUAAGGAUGCGGCGGGACAGAAUGAGAAGUCAGCGGCAGGCGCAGCACCGCAGCCUGCUCCCGUCCCAGAGAGACGGUCGUUGCGGUCGCAUGAUGGGGGGUCGCGGACCAAGAGCGAGUUGGCGUUGUAUUUCCCCAAUUACGAGCAGAUGAUCAGUCUGGAGCCGCCGAAACCUGACGACCUCGCCGAACCACCCCUUCCUCCCUCUCCCGCCUCGCCGUCAAAAUCCCGAAAACCCAAGUCCGACUCGGACUCGCCGUUUGGCAACCCUCUGGUCAAUCUGCAUGCGUGCGAGGUCGUUGAGCUGCCGGAACCAGCGGAUCCUACCAGUCAAACGGAUCCGCUGGGAGAGGAGGUCUACUUCAAAGCCCACCGGCGCAACGAACGCCAGGAGAAGCAACUGCGGAACAUUGAAAAGGAGCGUGCACAGCACGAGAAGGUGCAGCUAGACCGGCUGCUCGACGAGCUGCAGGGCCAUGACUGGCUGCGGGUGAUGGGCAUCAGCGGCAUUACCGACACGGAGAAGAAGCUGUACGAGCCGAAACGCGACCUCUUCAUCAAGGAGGUGGCGGCGUUGAUUGAGAAGUUUCGCGUCUGGAAGGAGGAGGAGAAGCGGCGGAAGCAGGAGAGAGAGCAGAUGCUGGCGGCGGCGGCGGCAGCAGCAGCAGCAGCCUCAGCACUGUCAGCGAAGGAAGAGAAAACACAGCGCGAGGAGAAUGACGACGAGGGAGAGGAGCAAGAGGAGGCAGAGGAAGAGGCCGCGGAAGACGUCCGUCCUCCAUCGUCAGAUCUCCAGAGUUACGGCGACCCGCCGGACCCCAACGACGUCGACGCCUGGGCAGCCCGUCAGUUACUACAAGAAGCGCGGUCUGCGUCUGCAGCGCCGAAACCAAGCCAGCCGCCGCCUCCCCCCGCGGUGCCAGAGCCAGAGCCAUUCCGAUCGUUCUUCGCGAAGCGCUACCUGCGCGAUGCGGCGAUCGGGGGCCACCGACGGGGCCGCUCCCGGAUGGCGUUUGGCCAGCCUAUCCCGGAGAUGCAGGAGCGCGAGUUCCAGCUACCGGACGACAUCCUGACGCCGGAAGCCAUCAGUUCGGUGAUGCGCAAGCGGCGGCGGUUGAAGCGGGCGAGCCGGUAG
Molecule: messenger RNA, 1899 nt
Organism: Rasamsonia emersonii CBS 393.64
Lineage: Eukaryota; Fungi; Ascomycota; Eurotiomycetes; Eurotiales; Trichocomaceae
Exons: 5
Coding region: 1-1899 (632 amino acids)
Cellular component (GO): SAS acetyltransferase complex
Molecular function (GO): histone acetyltransferase activity
Source: RefSeq, a predicted model, not a curated record